CAAUGACUUUAGACUCGCUGCAUGAUAUCCAUGGGAGCAACGGACCUGGCUGAGUAGCAUAACAAUAAGCACGGAAAGCUACCAUCGACCACUGUCCUCUCAUCUCCCAUAUUCCGCUCCAACUCCGUCAACAUGGCGAAGAAACCUGCUUCUCACUCAGCAUCCUCAAAGACGACCACGCCCGUCGCCGCAGCCAAACCACCUCCAGCAGCCCGUACAGCAUCUGGCGCCAUUUCUACUCCUUCGACUACUCCAGCCAAGCCUUUGACCUCGAGCUCCUUGUCAGCAAGAUCCUCGCCGCAGGAAAUCAUUGUCCAUGUCUGGAACAGAUACCUUCAAGAUACCCCCUCGCGGACAAUGCUGCUAGAUGUUUUCAUGGCCUGGCUUGUGGUUGUUGGAGGUAUUCAGUUUAUCUAUUGUGUCUUGGCUGGCAAUUAUCCCUUCAAUGCCUUUCUCUCCGGUUUCUGCGCCGCAGUCGGCCAGUUCGUUCUCACAGCUUCCCUACGAAUGCAGACGUCCGAACGACCUCCAACUGGCGCAUCCACAGCAACAAAGAAGACCACAUCAAAAACAGUCGACGCAGUCAGUGGGGAACUGGUGGAAGAAGGGAAAGUCAGCACCGAAAGAGCGUUUGCGGACUUUGUAUUUGGCAGCUUGAUCCUGCACGGCUUCUGUGUGAACUUCAUCAACUAGGAUAUUCGCGAUCAAGAUCUUUUGGUGGAGUUGAGUCAGGAUGGCGAUGGCAAUGGCAUGGUUAGCAACAGGGGCUGACGAAUUGAUGUCAGUCUGGGGCAUUUUUGUAUCCGCAACAGAUCUGCCGACCAGUAUCGAAGCCGAGUCGUCCAUGGCAUGGUAAGCCAAGUGAAGGAGCCUCCGAAUGAGGAGUUUCUGAGCUUUGCAGAAUCGCCCAUGGCCUCGGGAAAGCUGAGGUCUCAGCAUGCUAGCACUACUGUUGACGGGCUGAUCUACUCGUUUGCUCGCUAUACCGGAAGUCAUCCUGUCAGCAUGCAGACCAUAGGGACAUGGCUACAGAUACCACCUGUAAACUAAAAAAGUGUCAUUUCCACUUGGGCAGAAUUGGUACGUCUGACAAAAUAAUAAGUUCGAAACGG
Messenger RNA from Exophiala xenobiotica, 1112 nucleotides. RefSeq lists its product as uncharacterized. Gene Ontology annotation, biological process: protein N-linked glycosylation. Bases 133 to 693 code for a protein of 186 amino acids. Lineage: Eukaryota; Fungi; Ascomycota; Eurotiomycetes; Chaetothyriales; Herpotrichiellaceae. The transcript is spliced from 2 exons. The record is from RefSeq and is a predicted model, not a curated record. Gene Ontology annotation, cellular component: membrane; oligosaccharyltransferase complex.